Molecule: messenger RNA, 5726 nt
Organism: Tupaia belangeri chinensis (Chinese tree shrew)
Lineage: Eukaryota; Metazoa; Chordata; Mammalia; Scandentia; Tupaiidae
Gene: SRL
Product: sarcalumenin
Exons: 7
Coding region: 136-2745 (869 amino acids)
Molecular function (GO): GTP binding
Source: RefSeq, a predicted model, not a curated record
GUCUGGGCUUCUUCCUCCUCACGGCCACGUCCGCCCCCAGUUGCCCUAGUGACUGUGUGGCCCUCCCUCUGCUGCCUGCCACCCGCAGCCGUAUAAAUAGAGGCGCAGAGCAGCUGAGUUCUCUUGGCAGUCACCAUGAGGGCUCUGGUUCUGUUCUGCUGCUUUGUGGCCUCGCUUCUGCUCUCAGGACAAGCAGAACUGCAAGUCUCUGCUUCGGGUGGCACAGAAGAUGUUGGCAAUUUGCUGGAGAAUCAUUUCUCUGCUGGAGACGCCAGUCUAGAGGAGAAGGAAAGGGUGCUUUAUGCAGAUGCGGCCCCUCGAGACAAGAAUCUGCUCCUCCACUACCCAGAUGGCAGGGAGGCUGAGAGCUCGGAGAAGACCGCCGACGGGGUCCCUCCAGCUGCCGCCAGCCCCGGCUCCGAGUCGGAAGCCAGCCUCUCCAAUGCCUCGGCCGCGGAGUCCACUCCAGCCGGGGAUGCUGCGGGGCCUGGGCAGGAAGAGCAGGGCCCACCAGCAGCAAGCACCCUUCCUCCAGGAGGGGGCGAGGAGCCUGUGGAAGAGGAGAGGCCAGAGCUCAGUUUGGGAGAGGGGCCCGGAGAGGAGGAGGCCAGGCAUGGGCUCCCCAGAGAGGGGGCUGCCAGUGGUGAGGCAGGAGGACCAGCUGAGAGUGGCCAGGUCCCUGAAGAGGACAAGGAGGUCCCAGGGGACAGCCCUGUUAAGGGAGCAGCAGCUGAGACAACAGAGCCCGAGGCCUUGGAGGCUGCUCCCAGCUUAGAAGGCCAGGAGGCUGGCGCCCUGGAGGAGGAAGGCGAAGGCAGCCCAGGGCCCGAUCAAGAGCCAGCAGUGCUGGAUGGAGCCCCCACCGCCACAUCUGAGGGGGAAGAGUUGGAGGCUGAUGUCCAACCAGGAGCCAGGGAGGGGGCGGAGGACCAGGGGGAGGCCAGCCUCAGUGGGGAGGCCAGCCCAGCUGAAGAGGCCAGUGCAGAGGCUGGGAGUGCCCAGAGUGCUGAGGCAGAGGGGACUAAGGAGGAUCAGCCCCCAGGGACCCAGGCACCAGGGAUGCCUGAGGAGAAGGAAGGGGAGGAGGAGGAGGAAGCGACUGAGGCUGAGGCCUCCUCUGAAGAGGAAGAAGGAGGAGUCCCCUCUAAAGAAGAGUCUGAAGAAGACAGCGGUGAUGGGGCUAGUUCAGAAGAAGGAGAGGGCUCCCCCGAGGAGGAGGCUGGGGAGCCCCAGGAAGCAGCAGAGGCUGCAGGCUAUGGGGAAAAAAGGGUCCCGCUUGGCUCUCAGCACUUGAAACCAGAGGGUGGCGAGGCCCCGGGUGAUGAGGUGGAGGAGCCCCAGGAGGGACGCCAGGGGACUGGGAGUCCCACAGAUGCUCCCCAGGAAGAGGCGGAGGAUGUGAGUGAGGAAGCCCCAAUGAGGGACCGCUCCCACAUUGAGAAGACCCUGAUGCUGGAUGAGGACAAGCCUGCGGACGAUUACUCCGCGGUGCUGCAGCGGCUGCGGAAGAUCUACCACGCGUCCAUCAAGCCCCUGGAGCAGUCUUACAAGUACAAUGAGCUCCGGCAGCAUGAGAUCACAGAUGGAGAGAUUACUUCCAAGCCAAUGGUGCUGUUUCUGGGACCGUGGAGCGUUGGUAAAUCCACCAUGAUAAACUACCUCCUUGGGUUGGAAAACACUCGCUACCAGCUCUAUACAGGUGCGGAGCCCACCACCUCCGAGUUCACGGUCCUCAUGCACGGGCCCAAGCUGAAGACCAUAGAGGGCAUCGUCAUGGCUGCUGACAGUGCCCGGUCCUUCUCGCCCCUGGAGAAAUUUGGCCAGAAUUUCCUGGAGAAGCUGAUUGGCAUCGAGGUUCCCCACAAACUUCUGGAACGGGUUACUUUCGUGGAUACACCAGGCAUCAUUGAAAAUCGCAAGCAGCAAGAAAGAGGCUACCCCUUCAAUGACGUAUGCCAGUGGUUCAUUGACAGAGCCGACCUCAUCUUUGUUGUCUUUGACCCAACCAAACUGGAUGUGGGUCUGGAGUUGGAGAUGCUCUUCCGCCAACUGAAGGGACGAGAAUCCCAAAUAAGGAUCAUCCUGAACAAGGCUGACAACCUGGCCACACAGAUGCUCAUGCGGGUUUAUGGGGCACUUUUCUGGAGCCUGGCACCUCUCAUCAAUGUCACAGAGCCUCCAAGGGUUUAUGUCAGCUCUUUCUGGCCACAAGACUAUAAGCCUGAUACACACCGAGAACUGUUCCUCAAAGAAGAGAUCUCCCUCCUAGAAGACCUGAAUCAGGUGAUCGAGAACAGGCUGGAGAACAAGAUCGCCUUCAUCCGCCAGCAUGCCAUCCGUGUCCGCAUACACGCCCUGCUGGUUGACCGCUAUCUGCAGACUUACAAGGACAAAAUGACCUUCUUCAGCGAUGGAGAAUUGGUCUUUAAGGACAUUGUGGAAGAUCCUGAUAAAUUUUACAUCUUUAAAACCAUCCUGGCAAAGACCAAUGUCAGCAAGUUUGACCUUCCCAAUCGCGAGGCCUAUAAGGACUUCUUUGGCAUCAAUCCCAUUUCCAGUUUCAAACUUCUCUCUCAGCAGUGCUCCUACAUGGGAGGCUGCUUUCUGGAGAAGAUUGAGCGGGCCAUUACCCAGGAGCUCCCCAGCCUCCUGGGUAGCCUUGGGCUUGGGAAGAAUCCAGGUGCUCCCAACUGUGACAAAACAGGGUGUGGCGAAACCCCGAAGAAUCGCUACAGGAAGCACUAGAUUGUCACGUAGCCCUUCUUGGGUUCCUGUUGGUGAAUGAGCUUGUGUCCUAACUGUCUGAGAAGUCCUGGUUUAUUAACCCUUUGAACCGCACUGGCAAGAGUUGUUACUCGUUGGAGACCGGGGAGUCCAUCGAAGCCCAUGGUGGGGGAAGGUGCGUGGCCUAGGGAGAAGAGUGGAAACUGUGAAUUAUAGUGUGCUUGUCUUGUUGCUUUGGUGAGGAGACCUGACUGAGCAAGUCAGGCUCCACCUGCUUUUCCUGAGUCCUGUCUUGAAGGGACAGAAAGCAGCUAAAUUCUAGCUAUUCUAAAUCACUGAGGGUCAAAUAAGCUCGAAGCAGCUGAAAUCCCUUUCCUCUGUAGCUGGGAAGAUAGCGAAGACCUGGGAGAGAGCUCCUCAGGUCCAUUUGGCUUCUUUCCACACACACAGUCCUCUGUUUGUUCCCCAGCCCUCGGCCGCCUCCUGAGCUGGGGUUGGCUUUCAACAGUGGACAGUCUCUUGGGUCUGAAUCUACCUGGGUUUUGAGCCCCUCCCCAGGACCUCUUUCCUGUUUCCUCAAGGGGUGGGGCAGUGGCUCAGGACACCAGACAAUGAAGAGAGACCAAGAGUUCCCAGGUUAGGAUGAGAGUCUGCCUUCCCCGUGCCAUUUCUCUGAUGUUGUCUUCUAAGCCAGCUGGGAGCUCAGUCCCUUUAUCAGUCCCAAGAGAAGGGUGAGUGGUCAAGUAUUCAGGUAAUUUACCUCUCGGAGGUGACUGAAGUGAAGGUACUGGAAGGGCUCAGAGGGUUAAUUGGUUUGCAGUGUGUCUUUGUCUAUUGCAUGUCUUGGAAAACUCAGAUCCCAAAGGCAUUGGGUUUCAGAGAGGACAAUGGAGACCUUGCUCUUUUCGUGAGGGUCUUCUCUGUUCAGCCAGCCUCUCCCAAAUUGAAGAAGAGGCCAUUCCCAUGACUGAUCUGUGGGAACACUCAGCAGAGAAAUUGUUCCUUCCUGGUUUCCAUCUCCCUGGCUUUUCCUUUUCUUCUUCUCCAUUCCCUGACACACCAACACUUAAAACUCAAAUAACGUGUCGGUGGCAACUAAAGCUUAGCAUUCAGCUUCCCACCUGAGCUAAGUGCAGAUGUCCACUGACCACACCAUGGAGAAGCCAGGCCUCCAAAUACCAGUGAGUGUGACUAUGUGUGUAUGUUGUCCAAGAGAGAGAUUAGGGAGAUGGCAGAGAUGUGAGGGCAUGGAGAAAGCUCGUUGGCAGAGUCCCACAUGGCCAGACUCACUGUCACCUCGGAGGAGGUGGGGAGGAGAGGCAGGGCUGGGGGCGGGAGAAGCAGCCUUUGGAUGACAUGUGCGUGGUGAAUAGCCUGUGCCCACCCAGGAGACUGGCCCUGGGCUGCCUCAAGAUCUUUCAGCACAGCCAGCAGUUUAUCUUGGGAGCAAGCUGUCCUGGGGGCCUUAGCUAUGAGGCACGAGGCAGGAUUCAGCAGCGUUUGGAAGUCAUCCUGGACCAGAAGGAAAGUGAAAAGUAGAGCAAGAGGUGCUCCAAGGAUUAGGUCAUGUAAGCAAAAUAGCAAUCAGAUUAGGUCCACGUGAGGACUGUGAUUUAGGGAUUCUCCCUGGUGUUCAGGAUUAGUAGCAGUCUGGUGCAUGCUGCAACACAGACUGCUGCUUGAAAGAAAACCUGAGGCUCCAAAAUCUUCCAUUUCUAAAGAAAUAGUUAGCCAGGAAAGAAAAAUGAGUUCUGUAAUGAGCAUGCAAGGAGCCUGGUGAGCAGGAGCUAAAGAGCUGGGGUCUCUCCUGGACUCUUCUCCUUAAAACCAAACGAAACGGAGAACGCUGGCCUUCCCUCUGUAUCAUUUGUUCUCUUGGGAGUCUGUCCCCCACCUUUCUCCUUGAUGGUCCUUAAUGUCCAUGAGCAGCUUUUGGUGGAGCUGUUCUCUCAGUACAUUCAGAGCUAAAUAAUGUACAACUGGGCAUUGUCAGAGUGACUGUCAUCAUCACUUUGGGGGAAGUGGUGGAAUGAGGCUAGUAAGUUCAUAUAUUUAUAUUUUCACGAAGACUAAUUAUCAGUGUGCCCUCCCCUGUGGACAUUUCCCCCAUCUAUUUUUCUUUCUUUGUAUCUUCUCUCAAUGCUGUUCCUCUUCUUACCCUUUAACUUACCUUUUCUCUGCCACCCACGGGCCUGUCAGUCAAUCAGUGAGCAAGAUUUUUAAGUGCCUGGUUUUGCCCAGUUCUGUGGAGGUGGAUUCUAAGUAGAAUUCUGCCUUUGGGGAAAAAGGGGUUGGGAAUUGGGGGAACUGAGGAGCCAGAGAUUUCCCGAAGAGAAGUAUCUGUGUUUGUGCCUUAACAGUUGCUGAACCUUUCCAGUGUUCUGUCAAUUCUGAUUUCAUCAGGGAGAAAGUCUCAAUAAAGUUCCAAUCUCUCUUUAACACCUGUGCUAUCUGACUGUCUCCAAUCAGGCUAAUCUUUUUCCUUUCAUCUAGUUUUUAAGAUUCUGGGAACAGAAGGGAAGUGUGUAAAUUGCCCACCCUUGUUUUGGACGCUUCCUAGAGCCUUCUGCCAGCAGGCUCCCUCAGGUGCUGAAGGUGCCCCCUCUCUUAGCCGCCCAGGAGUACAAAGCCUACUGUUGUAAACUCUGAGACUCAAAGACGUAGUCUCUCCUUCGCACCUCAGCCCGUUAUCUCCCUGACACUCACGGUAGUAGCCCUUUAAAUAGUGGUCGCUUGAAAUUUCUAUCCCCAAAUCUCUCUUAGAGGCUGCUCAGAUAGUCAUGCCACUCGGCUGGUGAGGGAGGCCAGGAUGGUUCUCCUGAAGGUGAAGGAUGGCGCCUCCACUUGGCUUCUCCAGGAAGUGACCAGCUCUGCCCCUGACGUGGACUUGGGCCUCCUGCUAUGCCUGCUUCUAACAAACCUGCACACAUCCUCGACUCCCCGGGCCUUUCCUACCACAUUGUGCUGUCUCCACUGUCCCCUUUCUUCUUCAAUUUUGUGAU